Pipistrellus nathusii (Nathusius's pipistrelle) is the source of this 219-nucleotide messenger RNA. The record is from the annotation of a GenBank genome assembly. Lineage: Eukaryota; Metazoa; Chordata; Mammalia; Chiroptera; Vespertilionidae.
AUGCCGCGCGCCGGGUGGUGGUGGCCGUGCCUCGGCCUGUGUGGCCUCCUCGUGGGGCGGGCGGAGGCCCCGAGCCCGGGGGAGCCGCUGGAGCGGAGCCGGCCGUACGCGGUGCUGCGCGGGCAGAACCUGGUGCUGAUGGGAACCGUUUUCAGCAUCCUGCUGGUGACCAUGAUCCUUAUGGCAUUUUGUGUCUACAAACCCAUUCGGCGUCGCUGA